Molecule: messenger RNA, 756 nt
Organism: Lodderomyces orthopsilosis Co 90-125
Lineage: Eukaryota; Fungi; Ascomycota; Pichiomycetes; Serinales; Debaryomycetaceae
Exons: 1
Coding region: 1-756 (251 amino acids)
Source: RefSeq, a predicted model, not a curated record
AUGCAUUACACAUCAGUGGUAAUUGCACUCACAUACCUCUUCAAUGUCAUCACAGCGAUUGGAUUCACUGGGGUUUUCAGAAAUAUACCCAACGAUGUACCGGAGUUAGCCAAGGAGUUGCGACAAACAGUACCAAAUUUAAAUAACUAUCCUCUGAGAUUUAAAGUGGACCUAUACAAACUCAAUGAUAGGGGAAAGAAUCAUGAUUUUACUCCAAUUACAGCCACUGUAGAUCAAGGAUACCGGUUCACGUAUAAAGAUUUGACAGUUGGAGAGUACGAAUUGAUUGCCAACUCAUACGACUUUACAUUUUCAAACAACAGGUAUAGAUUAUCGGUCGAUGACGACAAAAUUGUGGCAUAUAAGAGCACUUUGGGGCAAGAGAAGAAUAAUCAGUCGGUUUAUACAGAAGUAAGUCACCAAUCACCUUUGGAAAUACAAUUUAAAGAAGUCAAACAAUUUUAUGAGAAGUCUAGUGGAUCGGUAUACGAUAUGCUUCUCAACAGUCCAUUUGGAUUCAUUUUCAGAAACAAGACAUACACAAUCAUAUUCGUAGUCGUGUUGGUGAUUUCAAUUGCUCCCACUAUUGCUCAAUGGGUUAACCCUGAAUUUGCAGAACAGUUUAAAGAAAUUCAGGCACAAGCAGCAGAACUGAGGUUAGAAAAGUCGGAUGUAGUUGAGCCAGAGGAGAUUGCUGUUGGUACUGGGGCCACGGGGGUUAAGAAAGCCAGCAACACAUCAAAAAAGAGAAGAUAA